This is a messenger RNA of Aricia agestis (brown argus), 1217 nucleotides long. RefSeq lists its product as uncharacterized. The record is from RefSeq and is a predicted model, not a curated record. The transcript has 3 exons. The coding region runs from base 1 to 1179 and encodes 392 amino acids. NCBI's taxonomy places the organism in Eukaryota, Metazoa, Arthropoda, Insecta, Lepidoptera, Lycaenidae.
AUGCAUUUCCUACUUAUAUCAUUUCUCAUACUACACGUAGAAGCUAGGCGUUACAAAAAUUAUAAACAUAAAGAACCAGUUAAUCCAGAUCUCAAGUUGCCAAACAUUUUACCUGAAACCUACCAAUAUCCAGUUCGUGUUGAUCGCGUCAACGUAAGAGGCUACGGAGACAUAGAUUUUAAGGAGCCAUUUGACAUUCUGGAACAUCAUUUGGACAUAAUAAAGGAUCCCCACAGAGAAGCCCAGAAAACCCUAGUACGUGAUGGGCAGAGGAUAAAAUGGAAGCGGAAAAAGGAGAACCCUGCUGCAUUCCUGAGUCCUAGAGACGAGAUGAUGUAUUAUAAAAAGAAUGCAAUAAUAAAUAAUAGUGCAAACUACGCUAAAAUGUAUGAUUUUACACACCUGCUUGAAAGCAAUCUAGCAAAAGAAGUGGUAGAUGCUCCUGCUACAACUAAAAAUUUAAAAAAGAAAACAAAUGAAGUUAUAACACAUAAGACUCCUAGAGUUAACGUCAGCAGCCUUUUUGAAGAUAACUCUUUUUAUUUAAAAUCUAAUGAGGUGAAGGUAAAAUGGACGAGUUGCGACGAGUUUGCCAGAGGAGCUCUGUUCCAUCCUGAUGAUAUAGUUAAUACACAAUGGCUGCCUUUUUACAUCUGGUCUAUAAGGAAUUUUGUAGGAGCCAAGAUCCAUAGAUUUGCAUACCCCACCAAGAAGGUCGUGCAAUACUACAAAACAAUCUACGGGCCAUAUGUAGGGAAACUGGAUUGGAAGCAACCGAAACUACUCUUGAAGGAGGCAAGAGAGAUGUUAUUGAUAGCAGGAGACAGAAAAGGACUCUUCUACGGCGUUCCCAGACAUGAGCUGUCGGAUGCAGUCAGAAAAAAUAAUUUAACGCUGCCUCUAAUAAAACUGAGACUUAAGAUCCAAAAUCCGUAUCUGGCACUAAUGUAUUGUGAGGAAAACUAUGCGAUCAUUAUGGCGGAGCUGGGAACCGAACCAGCAACUGACACUGAGAAGACUGCAGAAGCUGCUACUCUCAAGUUCACUGGUAUGGGGAAACCAGUCUCUAGAAAUAUAGAAGAAGAGAUGUUUCUUCGUGAAUUAGAAAUGAAGCGAAGACAAGAAGCUGAACCCAAGAAAUAUAUUGAUGUAUUUAAAGGUGUACCGACAAAUCAGUAGAAUAUAUGUUUAGCAGGUAAUAAAAUAUAUUGGGUUUA